This is a messenger RNA of Callithrix jacchus (white-tufted-ear marmoset), 793 nucleotides long. NCBI's taxonomy places the organism in Eukaryota, Metazoa, Chordata, Mammalia, Primates, Cebidae. The record is from RefSeq and is a predicted model, not a curated record.
UCCAGGGGCAGAAAAAACAAACAUUUCCCCUUUCAACUCUUUUUGAUUUAUUUGGACCUUAAAAAUAUUAAAGCAGGCGCGAGUCCGGCCCCCGCCAGCCCGCAAGCCACCCGCGAGCUCACACCGGCUUCUCUCUCUCAUCCUCUGGUUGCGGGCGCCAUCGCGGUAGUGCUGGGAGCCGCUCUCCGCCGCUGCGCUGUGGCUGCAACCGCCCGGGCCGGCCCUCGAGGCCUCCUGCACUACGCCCCGACCCCCGGCCCCACCGCGGCUAUCCAGUCAGUUCGCUAUUAUUCCCAUGGGUCAAAAGAGACAGAUGAGGAGUUUGAUGCUUGCUGGGUAACAUACUUCAACAAGCCCGAUAUAGAUGCCUGGGAAUUGCGUAAAGGGAUAAACACACUUGUUACCUAUGAUCUGGUUCCAGAGCCUAAAAUCAUUGAUGCUGCUUUGAGGGGAGACAGACGGUUAAAUGAUUUUGCUAGUACAGUUCGCAUCCUAGAGGCUGUUAAGGACAAAGCAGGACCUCAUAAGGAAAUCUACCCCAAUGUCAUCCAGGAACUUAGACCAACUUUAAAUGAACUGGGAAUCUCCACUCCAGAGGAACUCGGCCUUGACAAAGUUUAAACCCCGUGGAUGGGCUUCCCAAGGAUUUAUUGAUAUUGUUACUUGAGUGUAAGCAGUCACCUGGAAAUACUGAUGAUAACAUAUUACCUUAUUUGAACAAGUUUUCCUUUAUUGAGUACCAAGCCAUGUAAUGGUAACCUGUACUUUAAUAAAAGGGAAAUGAGUUUGAACU